UUGACUUGAUCAUCCACAAUCAAAUCGAAAGUUACGACUAAUCACUUGAUGAUAGUUUCCAUUUCAUGUUUGAUCACCGAACUAGAACUGAAACAUCAGAAUGGAACUUCUUAGCUUUUCUUUUAUUUACAUGAGCUUUUGUUCUUUGGUCAUUUUGUAAUUUAGAAAAAUCAUCUAAUUAAACUUCAUUAUCGAUAAACAUUUAGAUUGAAAUAUGGUGACCCUGAACUUAUUAUGCAAGGCUAUCGUUCUGAUUACACCUUUUACGAACUAGGUGUAAGUAACACCCCCAUUGACUUUCUACCUUGGCUAAAAUCUUUGGGAUUUUAUCGAGAAAGUCUAGAUAAGUUGAAGAGUACCACAGGCACAGCAAUGAAAUGGGUGGACGAUUUCUUGGUAAAACCACGUAUAGCUCAGCUCGAAAAAACUCGUAAAGAAGGAAUGGAAGACUUGGACGGUAAUGAUUCGAAGAUGUUUUUAGACCAAAUGCUCGAAUACUAUUACGAGAAUCCAAAGGAGUUCUGUUAUUCCCAUGUAGUGUACUCUUUAAGUGAUUUAAUUGGAGCUUCCAGUGCGAUAUCUAAUCUUAUCAUGAAUAUCAUUGGUCAUUUAGCUAUGGAUGAAGAAGUACAAGAAGAAAUAUACCAACAAAUCGAGGCCACUGCUCGUCAACAUAAAACUGAUACUAUAACCUUGAACUUCAAGGCUUGAAGCACCAACCUCACAUCCCACGACGUCGUCAUGGUGUGGUCGACGCUUGCGUUCAUGAAGCUCUGAGAUUCGCAUCUUCACCAAUCGUCCCUCAUGUAUCAACUGAAGACACAACAAUCGGAGGUUACUUUGUACCAAAAGGAACAAUGAUUUACUUCAACAGUUGGCCGUUGAACUUUUCUACCAAAUUCUACACUAAACCAGAACAAUUCCUUCCUUCUCGAUUCGUAUGCCCUUCGGACGAUAAUAAUAACAAGACAAUAAAGUUAAAAAAGCCCGAAGUUCUAAUACCUUUUUCGAUUGGUCAUCGAACGUGCCUUGGAUUCAAGAUGGUCAGAUACGUUUCGUUUAGUUUUAUGAGUAACCUUUUGCUCCGAUAUAAGAUCGCACCAGAGGAUUCAGUCGAUACAGUAAAAGAGCAAAUUAAAAUUGGGGUUCUAGGUUUGAGAACGGAUGAUUGUUUCCGUGUUAAAUUGAUUCCAAGAACAA
This is a messenger RNA of Panonychus citri (citrus red mite), 1200 nucleotides long. RefSeq lists its product as uncharacterized. The record is from RefSeq and is a predicted model, not a curated record. The coding region runs from base 235 to 711 and encodes 158 amino acids. Gene Ontology annotation, molecular function: monooxygenase activity; iron ion binding; heme binding. NCBI's taxonomy places the organism in Eukaryota, Metazoa, Arthropoda, Arachnida, Trombidiformes, Tetranychidae. The transcript has 3 exons.